CAAGGUGAUCGGUGGUAGGGCAAUAAGUACAUCAAUAUAAAAAGAUCACUUACGUUAAGAAUAUCAUUCAGUGCUCAACUUUGCAUCUCGCAAGUCUAUUUGAGACAGUUGAAAGCUUCUUCUGACUAAAAUGACUUUUGUAAAGAUUUUUGCCGGCUGUGCUCUUUUGCUGACCGUAGCAGCUGAGCAUUAUCACGGUUAUAACAAUAACAACUACGGAGCCCACAUACCUAUUCUACGCUACGAAAACGUAAAUAAUGGCGAUGGGAACUACAGAUACAGCUAUGAAACUGGCAACGGUAUCUCAGCUCACGAGAGCGGGUCCCCGCGCGCUCCGGGCCCCGAGGGUCCCGCGGUGACGGCGGAGGGCGGGUUCUCGUACCGCGCGCCCGACGGUCAGCAGAUCUCCCUCUCCUACACCGCCGACGAGAACGGCUUCCACCCCACCGGCUCGCAUAUCCCCACGCCCCCGCCUAUCCCUGAAGCGAUCCUGCGCUCCCUGGAGUUCAACAGGCAGCAUCCAUCGUCUGACAACAGUAAUUACAAUGGUGGAAGGCAUAACAACGGUUACUACUGAAUCAAGGUGCAUCCAGGAAUCAAUAAAAAGAAAAACUUUGGCAUCGAUAAGUGGAUUUUUAGUGAUAUUUUGUUACAGAGCUGUUCAGCAGUGUUAAUUUUAUUUAUUGCUUAUAAUAAUGUUGUAUAUAAUGUACGUUUAAAAAUAAAAUAAGUACAUACAUAAAAUCGUAUUUCAU
This is a messenger RNA of Chilo suppressalis (striped riceborer), 755 nucleotides long. The record is from the annotation of a GenBank genome assembly. NCBI's taxonomy places the organism in Eukaryota, Metazoa, Arthropoda, Insecta, Lepidoptera, Crambidae.